AUGUCUCAGAUAAACCAAACAUUUAAAGAAACUUUUUGCAGUAGCGACUCUAGGGGAAGCAUCGUGGAAGAGCAAUUACAAGUCACUACGUAUGCUAAACCACAGGAUUUGAUUAUAACUAGAGGCUCUAACGCCAAGUUAUACGAUGACAUCAAUAAUAAAGAAUACAUUGACUUCACUUCUGGUAUUGCUGUCACAGGGUUAGGCCACUCUAACAAGAAAGUUGCUGAGAUUAUGUUCAAGCAAGCAAACUCUUUAGUUCAUGCAUCCAAUCUAUACUAUACUCCGGAAACCCUUGAAUUGAGUAAGAAGCUAGUCGAGAAUACUAAAAAAUAUGAAGGUCAAUUUGAUGCUUCUAGAGUAUUUCUAUGUAGUUCUGGUACUGAAGCUAAUGAGGCGGCAUUGAAGUUUGCUAAGAAACACGGUAUUUCUAUAAAUCCUACGAAGCAAGGUAUUAUUGCCUUCCAAAACUCAUUCCAUGGUCGUACAAUGGGCGCGUUAUCAGUUACAUGGAAUGCUAAAUAUAGAGAACCAUUUGGUGAUUUGAUGCCAAAUGUGACCUUCUUGAAUAUUCACGAUGAUUUGGCCAAAUUACAGGAAUUUAUAUCUAGUAACAAGGACACCAUUGCUGGUUUGAUUAUUGAGCCAAUCCAAGGGGAGGGUGGUAUCUUCCCAAUUCCUGCAGAAAAAUUAGUUGGGUUGAAGAGAGCUUGUCAAGAGAAUGACAUUAUUGUUAUUUACGAUGAGAUUCAAUGUGGUUUAGGUAGAACAGGUAAACUAUGGGCACAUUCUCAUUUGCCCAAAGAAGCGCAUCCUGAUAUCUUUACAUCUGCCAAGGCUUUAGGUAAUGGUUAUCCAAUUGGUGCCACUAUUGUCAAUGAGAAAGUGAAUAAUGCUUUACAGAUUGGUGAUCACGGGACAACAUUUGGAGGUAAUCCAUUAGGUUGUGCAAUUGGUGCAUACGUCAUUGACACUAUUGCUGAUGAAGCAUUUUUAAAGAGCGUAACUAAGAAAGGUGAGUUUCUUACGAACCGAUUGACUCAAAUUGCAGCAAAAUAUCCAGGGCAAAUAAAGGAAGUUAGAGGUAAAGGUUUGAUUUUAGGCGCUGAAUUUAUCGACUCCCCUGCUGAGAUUGUAAAGAAUGCAAGAGACUUGGGAUUAUUAGUGAUUACCGCGGGUAAGAGCACUGUUAGGUUUGUACCAGCAUUGACUAUUGAAUUAGAAAAUAUAGAAAAAGGUUUAGACAUUUUCGAACAAGCCAUUGCCAAGACAUUUACGUAG
Messenger RNA from Kazachstania africana CBS 2517, 1281 nucleotides. It is a transcript of the gene ARG8, whose product is annotated as acetylornithine transaminase. Bases 1 to 1281 code for a protein of 426 amino acids. Lineage: Eukaryota; Fungi; Ascomycota; Saccharomycetes; Saccharomycetales; Saccharomycetaceae. Gene Ontology annotation, biological process: arginine metabolic process. The record is from RefSeq and is a predicted model, not a curated record. Gene Ontology annotation, molecular function: identical protein binding; pyridoxal phosphate binding; transaminase activity. Gene Ontology annotation, cellular component: mitochondrial matrix. The transcript has a single exon.